Molecule: messenger RNA, 1635 nt
Organism: Aspergillus tanneri
Lineage: Eukaryota; Fungi; Ascomycota; Eurotiomycetes; Eurotiales; Aspergillaceae
Gene: agm1
Product: phosphoacetylglucosamine mutase PCM1
Exons: 6
Coding region: 1-1635 (544 amino acids)
Biological process (GO): UDP-N-acetylglucosamine biosynthetic process; carbohydrate metabolic process
Molecular function (GO): magnesium ion binding; phosphoacetylglucosamine mutase activity
Source: RefSeq, a predicted model, not a curated record
AUGGCGUCACCGGCCAUUCAGAAAGCGAUCUCAGAGGCGGCAGCGCAGUAUGCGAAGCCCGAGGGGACGGUCUUCCAAUACGGUACCGCGGGGUUCCGUAUGAGGGCCGACCUUCUCAACACAGUUGUCUUCGCUGUUGGCUUGCUUGCUGGGCUUCGGUCCAAGAAACUGAGUGGGCAAUGGAUUGGUGUCAUGGUGACGGCCAGUCACAACCCGGCCGAAGACAAUGGUGUCAAGCUGGUCGAUCCUAUGGGCGAGAUGUUGGAAGCUGAAUGGGAAGCUUAUGCCACUAAGCUCGCCAAUGCCCCGAUGGAUAAGAUCGCUGAGGUGUAUGAUGAGCUCAUUAAAGAGAUCGAUGUCAGCAUGGAAAACCCAGCUCGUGUUGUCUUUGCCCGGGAUACUCGCGCCUCGGGCUCGCGACUCGUCAGCGUUCUCGGCUCUGCACUUACCGCUACAGGGGUUGAAUUCCUCGAUCUGAAGUAUAUGACUACGCCGCAGCUUCACUACGUCGUCCGUUGCAAGAACACGCUGGGAACACAGUACGAAUAUGGCGAGCCGACAGAACAAGGGUAUUACGAGAAACUUAGCGAGGCUUUCAAGAGAGUCAUGAGGGGUGUCAAGAUCAAUGGCUCUUUGACUGUGGACUGUGCAAACGGUGUCGGUGGACCGAAGCUGAGGGAGCUCAUUAAAUAUUUGCCUAGUGCAGAAGAGGGUGGUGUUAACAUCAAGGUUGUCAAUGACGAUGUUAUCAACCCCGAUAGCCUUAACUUUGAGUGCGGUGCCGACUACGUCAAGACGAAACAGCGUGCUCCGCCAUCAUCCAAGGCGGCUGCGCUUGACCGCUGCGCAUCGCUGGACGGCGAUGCUGAUCGUCUCAUCUACUACUACGCCGACGAGGGCAACGUGUUCCGACUCCUUGAUGGUGACCGCAUUGCCACGCUUGCUGCUUCUUUUAUUGGCGAUCUUGCCCGCAGUGCUGGAAUUGCCCAGAAGCUCAAGAUUGGUGUCAUUCAGACCGCUUAUGCUAACGGAUCCAGCACCGACUAUAUUGAGAAAGUGCUAAAGCUUCCCUCCGUUUGCACCAACACUGGCGUCAAGCACCUUCAUCACGCGGCCCUGCGUUUUGACGUAGGAGUCUAUUUUGAAGCUAAUGGGCAUGGCACGAUUACCUUCUCAGAGAAUGCUCUGAAGACCAUCAAGAGCACGGAGCCCCAGUCUCCAGCCCAGCAGCGUUCCCUCGAGUGUCUCCAAGCCCUCACUGAUUUGAUCAACCAGGCCGUUGGUGACGCUCUCUCCGAUAUGCUUCUGGUUGAGGCUAUCCUUGCUCAUAAGGGCUGGAGUCCGAAAGAGUGGCUGGCCACUUACACUGACCUCCCCUCACGGCUCGUUCGUGUGGAGGUUGCGGACCGUUCGAUUUUCAAGGCCUACGACGCGGAACGAAAGCUCGAAUCGCCAGCUGGCCUCCAGGAGAAGAUCGAGUCUCUGCAGUCUCGUUACAACAAGGGCAGAAGCUUUGCCCGUGCCAGUGGCACAGAGGACGCUGUGCGCGUCUACGCUGAAGCAGCCAGCCGAUCUGAGUCUGACGAUCUCGCUACGCGCGUGGCCAAUGCGGUCCGCGAGGCAGGUGCCGCCUAG